Molecule: messenger RNA, 2998 nt
Organism: Pocillopora verrucosa
Lineage: Eukaryota; Metazoa; Cnidaria; Anthozoa; Scleractinia; Pocilloporidae
Source: RefSeq, a predicted model, not a curated record
AAGGCACCUCAAAAGACGAAGAAAAAACAAAGGGAGAUGCAAAAAAAGAUGAAGCAGCAGAAAAAGCUCCAAACACCUCUUUAAAGAGAAAAAGAAUUGAUGGGAAUGAACAAACAAAGUCUGUUCAAGAUUCAGGUACAGCUCCAUGUGAUUCAACAGAAGAAGAAUUGAAAAAUAAAAAGGAAGUCUCUGCAGCAACGUGUAGGGCUGUAGAAGGCGGCACUUAUGUUAGCGAGGACAACAAGGAAUUGAAUCAGUUACACUCUGGUGAAGGAGACAGUAACGUCACUGAGAUGAAAUUGACGCUUCCUCGUGGAUUUUCUGUUGACUCCAGGGACGCAACAGGCAGAACUCCGCUAAUGAAUGCUGCUUUGAAUGGCAACGUUCAAGUGGUGAAAAGUAUAAUGAAUAGGGGAGCAGACCCAUCUCUGAUGGACAACAGAGGAUGGAACACGUUACAUCUUGCCGCACAGAGCGGAGACACUCAUAUUCUAUCUCUAAUCCAUUCUCACCUGCCCAACAUUGAGUCAAAAACAGGCGAGGGUUACACGCCACUAAUGGUGGCGGCUACCCAUGGCAAAUUACAUGCAGUGAAAUGGUUUCUUGAGAAGGGGGCAAAUGUAGCCUGUGAAUGCAACAGAGGAGGGAACACGUUACAUUAUGCCGCACAGGGCGGAGACACUGAUGUUAUAUCUCUAAUCCAUACUCACCUGCCCAACAUUGAGUCAAAAACAGGCGAAGGUUACACGCCACUAAUGGUGGUGGCUCUCACUGGCAAAUUACAUGCAGUGAAAUGGUUUCUUGAGAAGGGGGCAACUGUAGCCGGUGUAUGCAACAGAGGAUGGAACACGUUACAUCUUGCCGCACAGGGCGGAGACACUGAUGUUAUAUCUCUAAUCCAUACUCACCUGCCCAACAUUGAGUCAAAAACAGGCGAGGGUUACACGCCACUAAUGGUGGCGGCUUUCACUGGCAAAUUACAUGCAGUGAAAUGGUUUCUUGAGAAGGGGGCAAAUGUAGCCUGUGAAGACAACACAGGAUGGAACACGUUACAUUUUGCCGCACAGGGCGGAGACACUUAUAUUAUAUCUCUAAUCCAUACUUUCCUGCCCAACAUUGAGUCAAAAACAGGCGAGGGUUACACGCCACUAAUGUUGGCGGCUUUCUCUGUCAAAUUACAUGCCGUGAAAUGGUUUCUUGAGAAGGGGGCAAAUGUAGCCUGUGAAGACAACACAGGAUGGAACACGUUACAUCAUGCCGCACAGAGCGGAGACACUGAUAUUAUAUCUCUAAUCCAUACUCACCUGCCCAACAUUGAGUCAAAAACAGGCGAUGGUUACACGCCACUAAUGGUGGCGGCUCUCACUGGCAAAUUACAUGCAGUGAAAUGGUUUCUUGAGAAGGGGGCAACUGUAGCCGGUGUAUGCAACAGAGGAUGGAACACGUUACAUCUUGCCGCACAGGGCGGAGACACUGAUGUUAUAUCUCUAAUCCAUACUCACCUGCCCAACAUUGAGUCAAAAACAGGCGAGGGUUACACGCCACUAAUGGUGGCGGCUUUUCGUGGCAAAUUACAUGCAGUGAAAUGGUUUCUUGAGAAGGGGGCAACUGUAGCCUGUGAAAGCAACAGAGGACGGAACACGUUACAUUGUGCCGCACAGGGCGGAGACACUGAUAUUAUAUCUCUAAUCCAUACUCACCUGCCCAACAUUGAGUCAAAAACAGGCGAUGGUCACACGCCACUAAUGGUGGCGGUUUUCGCUGGCAAAUUACAUGCAGUGAAAUGGUUUCUUGAGAAGGGGGCAACUGUAGCCUGGAACGUGUUAAAUCUUGCCGCAUUUUGCAGUGACCCUGACAUCAUUGAUCUUAUCCUUACUCACCUGAGUCACGUGCCUUGAAGUGAGUCAACAACGGGCAAUGAUUAACUCAGAUUGCAGAUUGCGUGGUGUUGUCAAUAGUUGAUGUUCUCGUGUGGCUUGUACUAUACAGGAAAAACUGUCAGUGUUGGAGAUUUUUGAAAAUGAACACACUCUGAUCACCGCCUGAAGUGUAUGUCUGUACGAUAUUGCCGGUGAUUUUAUUUCUACGUAGUUAAACUUUUUAAAAAUUGAUAUGAUGUUAUGUAUAUUUCACAACUACGAGGUUGGUUUUUUUACUAGAAGGCAUUAAUUUCGAAGACAGAAGUAAAGAUUUCUGCAAUGUUACCGGCCUCUUUAUUUUUUCCUUAUUUUAAGACGUUUUGAAAUUAAUAUGACUAUGUAUAUUUUUCAAAAGUAAAUGGGUGUUCUUUUACCAUAUAACAUUUUUGUAUUAAAAAACACUCAAUUGUAAUAUUAUAGCUGUGAAGUUUUAUGCAAAAGUUGGAAAUAUGAACGUUGAACAGGUGUAUGAACAAGUUUAUAUCCCAAACUAAGAAUGCGUUUUGAUAACAUUUGUACCAAGCUAAUGUCGAGGUUUUAAAUACUAUUUUAUAUAAUAGUAAAUAGCUUUUACAUUUCACGCGAUGUACAGAAUAUCUCAUUUUUCGAGGAAAUUUGUUAAUAGAAUACAUGAAGAAAUUUCUGCAUUCUGAUUGGUUGCAGUACAGUUUUCAGGCAACACCAAUGCAGAAGAGAGCUAAUGCAGUGCAGAACAUCGUUAAUUCAGUGAAAAAACGAUAACGAACUGUUUAAUCGCUUAAAAAAGAAAGGCACGUCGAAAAAUUUCCCCUUUUACUAAACACGUUGAUUUGACCUAACGCACAAUGACGUUUGCAAGGUUUGGAUGAAUCAUUUUGUACGUGUUUUAACCCUCUUUGUUUCUGCGUUAUCAGGUGAAGCUAUAUCGAAAAUUAGAUCAUUUAUAAAUGAAUUAGAAGUGACAUGAUUUUUCUUAAGCAAUUAGAAAUGAGUAAGCACUCGUAAUUUUUAAAAAGACUUCAAAUUGCAACUCCAAUCGUAACAAAUUUUUAGUUAACCUUUGUAAGCGAGGUUAUAACAUUAGUCAAUAAAUUUUUAUA